This is a messenger RNA of Pseudoliparis swirei, 1426 nucleotides long. RefSeq names its product janus kinase and microtubule-interacting protein 3-like. The coding region runs from base 103 to 1326 and encodes 407 amino acids. The record is from RefSeq and is a predicted model, not a curated record. Lineage: Eukaryota; Metazoa; Chordata; Actinopteri; Perciformes; Liparidae. The transcript is spliced from 13 exons. Gene Ontology annotation, molecular function: microtubule binding; kinase binding.
UACAACAUUCUUCUAGCCAACAUGUUCCUCUUCUCUUAGAGGAGGCCGAGCUCUCUGAACGACCUGGACCGGAGCCUCUCCACCAGCCAGGAGGAGAGGGAGAUGGAGUUUCUACGUCUACAAGUUAUGGAGCAAAAACACAUCAUCGACGACUUGUCCCAGGAGAGAGACAUGUUCCUGAGGUACCGGCGGCAGGAAUCAGUCGUGAGGAAAGGAACCUUCAAAGCCUGCCGGGUCAUCGAGACGUUCUAUGGCUAUGAUGAGGACGUGUCUGUGGAUUCUGAUGGAUCAUCUUUGUCCUUCCACACCGACAGAACUCCUGAAACCGAACCAGAUGAGGUGUGUGUGCGCGAGGAGGCGGAGUUUCGUUACUGUCAGCUGACUCAGGAAUACCAAGCGCUGCAGCGAGCCUACGCCCUGCUGACGGAGACCAGCGGAGGCCACUACGACGCCGAGAAGGAGAUCCAGACCAGAGAGCAGUUGCUGACUGAAAUCAGUCAAUAUCAAACUAGAGUAGCAGACCUGGAGUCUGCACUGAAACAACAAGGACAGGAUGUGAAGUGGGUGGAGGAGAAGCAGGCGUUGUAUCAAAGGAAUCAGCAGCUGGUGGAGAAGGUGAAGCAGGUGGAGGGGGCGGAGCUGCAGCUGGAAGAUGAGAUCCAGGACGUCAGAGAUCAAAACGAACUGCUGGAAUUUCGGAUUUUAGAGCUUGAGGAGAGGGAGCGACGCUCACCUGCCAUCCACUUCCAACAACUCCAUUUCCCAGAAGGCCUCAGUCCCCUACAGAUCUACUGCGAGGCUGAAGGGGUCCCUGACAUCGCGAUCAGUGAGUUGAUGAAGCAGCUGGACAUUCUGGGGGAUAACGCCAAUCUGUCCAAUGAGGAGCAGGUGGUGGUGAUCCAGGCCAGGACGGUUCUAACGCUAGCAGAAAAGUGGUUGGAGUCCAUUGAGGUGACAAAGUCGGCUCUGCAGCAAAAGAUGUUGGACAUUGAAAGUGAGAAGGAUCUGUUCAGGAAACAGAAAGUUUAUCUGGAUGAAGAGUUGGACUACCGGAGGCAGUCGAUGGAGCAGAAUCACAAGAGGAUCCUGGAGCUGGAGGCCAUGCUGUUUGAGGCUCUGCAGCAGGAGGAGGAGUUCAGGAUGGAGGGCCUGAAGGCGGAGCAGCGCCGCCUCUCUGCCACGCUGACGGAGGACGAGAAGGACGGCCUGAAGAGAGCCAUGGACCAAUGGAAACGCUCCGUGAUGUGCGAGCUGAGAGAGAGAGACGCCCAGAUCCUCAGAGAGAGGAUGGAGCUGCUGCACCUCAUACAGCAGGUAUGCUGCUGAGCCACAUGCUGCUGAGCCACAGGCUGCUGAGCCACAGGCUGCUGAGCCACAGGCUGCUGAGCCACAUGCUGCUGAGCCACAGGCUGCUGAGCCACAUGCU